AUGAUACUUUGCCCAAUCAUCCUACUGCUAGCCCUCGGCGGCACCGCAGUAGCAGCACAAGAACCUGGACGAGUUGUGCUAGAGUCGACAUCCAGCCUACCAGAAAACUGGAGAUUGUCCCAUUUAGCAGCGGAAAGUGACACUAUUGACCUCCGGAUCGCACUCAAACAACCACGAGCAAAAGAACUUGAAGUUAGACUGCUCGAGAUCAGCACAGACCCAUCUCACCCGCAGUACCGCCACCAUUUGACCCGGACCGAGGUUGCGUCGUACCAAUCGCCAGCUCCGGGAGUCGCUGAUGCAGUCGUGAGAUGGUUGGAGGAAAGCGGCGUGAGGGGUGUUGAGAGGAGCAGUGAUGCGGCUGGCUGGGUCGGCUUCACUGCGACGGCAGGACAGGUCAAAACCAUCCUCCAAGCGGAGCUGGGUUACUUUACACACGAUGGCGUCAACGAAACCGCCGUCCUCCGCGCCCCCAACUACAGCAUCCCUGCUGGCCUGGGGUCGAGCAUCGACUUUAUCUAUCCUCUGGCCCAUUUCAUGACACCGGCGAGUUUGCGUCCCACACCCCAGCCCCAGGACAAAGACAAGGGUGCAGCGGCCGGAGCUGGCAAUCAAUGCAAUAACGGCGUGCAGCCGUCUUGCCUUCGUGCCCUUUAUGGCAUCAACUACGUCCCCCCGGCCAGCCGCAAAGACGACAAACCAUCGCCUGCCCGGAUGGCUAUCGCCGGCUUUCUGGACCAGUACGUCAGUCCCUCCGACGUCGAAUCUUGGAUGCGGACAUAUGCCAGAAACGUCCCCGCCAACUACACUGCCGCGCUAGCCUUCGCCAACAACGCCACCAACGAUCCCUCCCACCCGGGCUCCGAGGCCGCGCUGGACAUCCAGUAUAGCCUCGCCCUCGCCUAUCCGGCACAGGUCAGCUACGUCCUGACCGGCGGCCGAGGCGGCAAGCUCGACGGCAACGGCAACCCGUUGCCCGAAGACAAGGCCGACAACGAGCCCUACCUCGAGUUCCUAGAGCAUCUGCUGGCCCAGCCAGAUGACCAGAUCCCCCACGUAGUCAGCAUCUCGUACGCCGACGACGAGCACACCGUCCCGCGCCCCUACGCCGAGCGCGUCUGCUCCAUGUUCGCCCAGCUCGCCGCCCGCGGCGUCUCCAUCCUUGCCGCUUCCGGCGACGGCGGCAGCACGGGGAUAGGUCGGUCGGGGUGCUCGCUGCCCGGCGGACCGGACGGCGCCCGCCGCCGCGCCACCAUCCCCACCUUCCCGGCGUCCUGCCCCUGGGUCACGGCCGUGGGCGCCACCGACAACCAGGGCCCACCGGUGACGGGCGCCUUCUUCAGCUCCGGCGGCUUCAGCAACUACUUUGCCCAGCCCGAGUGGCAGGCCGAGGCGGCGCGGGGCUACGUGGCCAGGCUGAAGAGCGGAGAGGUCUGGGACGGCAAGAGCCCGACCGAGGACAUGUACGACGCGGGCGGGCGGGCGACCCCAGACGUAUCGGCCGUCGGGGCCGAGUUCAUCGUGCGGCGGGACGGGCGGGACGCCAACGUCAUAGGCACUUCGGCGUCGACGCCGGUCGUCGCGGCCAUGGUGGCGCUGGUCAACGACGUGCUGUUGCGGUCGGGCGCCAACAGCACGGGCUGGCUGAACCCGGCGCUGUACUCGGCGCGGUUCCGGGGCUCGGCCGUCGCCGACGUCACCCAGGGGAGGUCCAAGGGUUGCUAUUUCCAGAACGCCACGACCGGGGUCGGCAUGACGGUCCCCGGUUGGCCCGCCGCUGAGGGGUAUGACCUGAUCACUGGUGUUGGCACCCCCAAUACUUUUGACAAAUUUUUGGCCGCGCUUCGCUGA
Molecule: messenger RNA, 1851 nt
Organism: Pyricularia pennisetigena
Lineage: Eukaryota; Fungi; Ascomycota; Sordariomycetes; Magnaporthales; Pyriculariaceae
Exons: 1
Coding region: 1-1851 (616 amino acids)
Biological process (GO): proteolysis
Molecular function (GO): serine-type endopeptidase activity; tripeptidyl-peptidase activity
Source: RefSeq, a predicted model, not a curated record